AUGACAAGUGCUCCUCAACUCAGCAACGCAUCACUCUGGCAAACCAAGGGAUUCAUAAAUAACCAAUGGGUCGACAGCGAAAAUGGCGCUACGUUCCAAGUCACUGAUCCUGGCAACGGCAACAACCUCGGCUCUGUUCCAGAGAUGGGUGUCGCCGAGACACGUAGAGCCAUCGAUGCCGCCGGCGAGGCGUACAAGACCUUCUCCAAGACUACGGCCAAAUCCAGACAAGAUCUUCUCAACAGAAUCUUCGCACUUAUCAGUCAGAAUGCCGACGAUUUGGCCAAGAUUGUCACCGUUGAGAACGGUAAACCACUAGCAGAUGCCAAGGGCGAAGUCGGAUAUGGUAACAGCUUCUUUGAGUGGUUCGCAGGCGAAGCAGUGAGGACAUACGGCGAUGUAGUCCCAGCAGCCAAUCCAGACCUUCGCAAUAUCGUUAUAAAGCAACCUAUCGGUGUUUGUGGCAUCCUCACUCCCUGGAACUUCCCAGUCGCGAUGAUAACGCGCAAAUUAGCACCAGCAAUCGCUGCAGGUUGCACAGCUGUGAUUAAAACACCAGCAGAGACUCCAUACUCUGCCCUGGCUAUCGCACACCUCUGUAAAGAAGCAGGUGUGCCAGCCGGUGUAGUUAACGUCAUUACGACCGACAAGAAUGUCGCUCAAGUCGGCAAGGAGAUUUGCGAGAACGGAAUCGUCAAGAAAGUGUCCUUCACAGGCUCUACACGUGUCGGUAAAAUUCUCAUGCAACAAUCGAGCAACACGCUGAAGAAGCUGUCAUUCGAACUCGGCGGAAAUGCGCCUUUCAUCGUUUUCGAUGAUGCUGAUAUAGAUGCCGCUGUUGCUGGUGCACUUGCAUGUAAAUUCAGAUCAUCUGGUCAGACAUGCGUCUGUGCGAACAGAAUCUACGUACAGUCAGCUGUUUACGCCGAAUUCGCCUCUCGUCUCGCUGAGAAAGUUGAUCAGUUCAAACUCGGUUAUGGACUCGACGAGGGUACGACACAUGGUCCACUCAUCGCUGAGAGAGCCCUUGACAAGGUGCAGGAGCAUGUUGAUGACGCCGUCAAGCGCGGUGCAGAGGUGCUCAGCGGUGGUAAGAAACUCGGUGGCAAUUAUUUCGCCCCUACCGUCCUCGCUAAUGUCCCAUCUGACGCUCUGGUCAACUGCGACGAGACUUUCGGCCCCCUUGCUGCACUUACCAAAUUCGACACAGAAGAACAAGUCGUCAAGCUGGCUAAUGAUGUAAACGUCGGUUUGGCUGGAUACAUGUAUUCGCGCGAUAUCGGUCGCGUAUGGCGCGUGUCGGAGGCACUCGAAGUGGGCAUGAUCGGUGCUAACGCUCCUAUUCUCUCACAAGCAUGCAUUCCAUUCGGUGGCCAGAAGGAGAGUGGUUUCGGUAGAGAAGGUGGUAAGCAGGGCAUAGAGGAGUAUCAAACUACCAAGUUGAUUGCUAUGGGCGGUGUCACUGUGUAA
Molecule: messenger RNA, 1470 nt
Organism: Wallemia ichthyophaga EXF-994
Lineage: Eukaryota; Fungi; Basidiomycota; Wallemiomycetes; Wallemiales; Wallemiaceae
Product: Succinate-semialdehyde dehydrogenase GabD
Exons: 3
Coding region: 1-1470 (489 amino acids)
Biological process (GO): GABA catabolic process
Molecular function (GO): succinate-semialdehyde dehydrogenase (NAD+) activity
Source: RefSeq, a predicted model, not a curated record